AUGCAACAAGCACAUCAGAAAUUAAUGGUGAGAGGUCCACAAGUAAAUGACUUGCCUGCAUUGCAACCGAAGACAACACAUCAGAACUCGAGUGAAGGCGACGACACUUGGCCAACUCCGCCACCAACUGAAUUUUUCGAAUCAGUUAGACAAACGCAAACACCGCAAAUAGCCAAACAGCAGCACGUGCAAAUAGCUGAGGAACCAGAAAUCAUACCCCCACCAACGGUCGACACUCCAACUACUGGUACACUUAAAAAGGCAAGGUCAUGGCACAGUCUCAUAGACCACAAAAAUGAGGAGAAAAUCAGGGACAGCAAAGCCCCCCAGGCUAUAUCUAUGGAGACUAUAAUGAGCCCGACCCCUACUCAGCGUAAUUUAUCAGUUGGUCGACCUUUUACAAUGCCAUCCUGUCAACAUUUUUAUUCAGGCAUGUGUUCCAAUUUGUCAUAUUGUUCACUCCCUCCCUGUGCCAUGAAGAAUUUCGCAUUUUCCGAAACAAACCAGUCCAAUUUGGGCAACGAGCCUUUGGAUAUGGGAAGGGGGUACUCUAAUGGUGAAUACUUUAAUUAUUAUAAUCCGCGUUGUCGAUGUUGUGUGGCGCGACAAGCUGGAAACCCAGUGUUUCAUCGGUCUAGACAGACCCCCAUGAUACCAGCAUUCAGUAUGGCCUGUUUGGGCGAGAGGCCUUUUCGGGAUGUGUCUCGUUUUUCAAGGACGCAUUCAAUGCGCACCUACAAGUCGUGGACAGCAGAAGGUGAGAAAAAACGACUAAUACGCUUUGGAACAAUAAAUUAUGGUUGCUCCGAGUCCUUUCCCACCUCACCUGUGCGUGGAAUUUCAGCGAAGCAAGUUGGUCCGGUUGGUGACACGAACGAGAGGAAUGCGAGGAACACGCAGCGUCUGAAGUCUGUCUCAUUUGGACGACCAAGUAGAUUUCGCUUCUACUUAAAGGAGUUACCGGAAGUGACCAAGAUUCUCAUGGACACGGAGGACCGCAGAAUUCGUACCAUCUGUGAUCGUUUCCAGUGUGACAUGGAAGUGUACUCAAAGGUGCCUAAGUCUGGUUUCUUGCAGUAUGCCAUCGAUAUAACAGCACCGGACAGCACCAGUCUCUAUGCCUGCUCCAGAAAUUUGGACACGGCAUUAGGAUGGUUCCUAACUGCACAACUAACGGGUUCCCGAAACGUCAAAUAUUAA
Molecule: messenger RNA, 1200 nt
Organism: Mesocestoides corti
Lineage: Eukaryota; Metazoa; Platyhelminthes; Cestoda; Cyclophyllidea; Mesocestoididae
Source: the annotation of a GenBank genome assembly